Messenger RNA from Clarias gariepinus (North African catfish), 1138 nucleotides. RefSeq names its product CMRF35-like molecule 6. The coding region runs from base 101 to 1087 and encodes 328 amino acids. The transcript is spliced from 6 exons. The record is from RefSeq and is a predicted model, not a curated record. Lineage: Eukaryota; Metazoa; Chordata; Actinopteri; Siluriformes; Clariidae.
GGCACAAUCACAGAGACAGGGACACUAAGGGUCGUGUACGAUAACUAAGAGAACAUUAUUAAUUAUUAUUAUCUGAGGAGUUUGUGAGUCUGGAUGUAGAAUGGAGAUGGUCCUCAUCUUCACCUUCUGCCUGAUUCUAGCCGUAUCCAGUGUGAUGUCUGAAGGAAUCAGAGUAAAGGGACCACUAGGUGGAAAUGCUUCUGUUACAUGUUCAUACCACGCAGAAAAAGAGAGCUACCCAAAAUACUUCAGGAAAGGGAAACCUGACAAAGAGCUUGCAAGACUGGACACAGAUGUAAAGUGGACUCGAGACAGCAGAUUCUCUCUAAAGAAUGAUAAGGAGAAGAAAGAGUUCAUUGUAACCAUCAGGAACCUGAGUGUGGAGGACGCUGGGAUUUACUGGUGUGGAAUUGACUAUCAAUUUUGGCCUGAUUUUCAGUCAAAGGUCAACCUCGAUGUGGUGCAAGAUACAACCACUGAAAAUGCUUUACUUUUUCAAUCUACAUCUUCAGCCAGCGUAACGAGACAGAAGACCCCAGAAGCACAGGUACAGCAAACUGCUAUUAAAGAUAAAUCUAUACAUCUCACACUCGUUCUGGUUGCAAUAAUGCUGCUUUGUGGGGGUUUGUGUUCCAUAUUCAUCUUUAUGAAGAAGAACAAGGCAAAAGCAAGUGGUAGAACAACCUCCAAACUAUGUGGGAAUUACACAGGAUGUGAUCUGAAAAAUUCUGUGUAUGACAACUUUAUCCCACAUAAGACCUCUUUAACUAUCCAAACCCCCAUCUAUGCUACUCCAAUAUCGCGCCAAAACCAGACUCACAUUCGUCCAUCUAAAGUCAACUCUGGAACAAUCCAGAGCUGCUCUGCAGAAACCCGACUUCAGCAUCCAGAUGAUGUUGUGUACUCUGUUCUGCAAUUUGAAACCUGUCCACAGCCACUUCCUCAAAGUAAUGCAACACCUUUCACUUCAACUCAACCAGUUCCUGUACACUAUUCCACUCUCCACUUUGAGCAAAGAGCACAUGUACCCAAUGACACUUCUGCUUUCUUAGAGGAGUCACAAGAUGUAUAUGUUACUAUCCAUUAGCAUUAACUAUCUUAAUAAACUGCUGUAUUAAAAUUCACUGUAAGAGAUAAA